This is a messenger RNA of Dentiscutata heterogama, 172 nucleotides long. NCBI's taxonomy places the organism in Eukaryota, Fungi, Glomeromycota, Glomeromycetes, Diversisporales, Gigasporaceae. The record is from the annotation of a GenBank genome assembly.
UAAAAAACAAAUUAAUACUUGUGAUACUAUGUUUAACCAAUCCAGCACAUUAUCUAUCGGUAAAACUACAAAUAAACCUACAGAUAGACAAAUUGAAUUAAAUAUAGAUAUGGAUGAAGACACUGAUAAUGAAUCAUCAGACAUAACAAAUGCUAAAGAUUGGGAAAGUUAA